This is a messenger RNA of Nelumbo nucifera (sacred lotus), 315 nucleotides long. NCBI's taxonomy places the organism in Eukaryota, Viridiplantae, Streptophyta, Magnoliopsida, Proteales, Nelumbonaceae. The record is from RefSeq and is a predicted model, not a curated record.
AUGGAACAAGUUAAGCUAUUUGGAGCUUUUCCAAGCCCAUUCAUUUACAGAGUAAUCUGGGCUCUGAAGCUCAAGGGUGUACAAUAUGACUACAUAGAAGACGAUGAUCUCUUCAACAAGAGUAAUUUGCUCUUGGAGUAUAACCUAGUUCACAAUAAGAAGGCUAUUGUUCUGUUCGUGGAGUUCCAAUUGCAGAUGUUUUGGUCUGUUGGGGAACAACAGGAGAAGGCACUCAAAGAGGCCUCAGAAGUGUUGAAAACCAUUGAAGAGUGUGGUGGUCUUGGAGAGAAGAAGUUCUUCGGUGGAGACAGUUGA